Messenger RNA from Stylonychia lemnae, 1386 nucleotides. NCBI's taxonomy places the organism in Eukaryota, Ciliophora, Spirotrichea, Sporadotrichida, Oxytrichidae. The record is from the annotation of a GenBank genome assembly.
AUGCAUCCGUAGGAAUUAAAGGAAAAACUUACCUAUAUCUAGGAUGGCUAUAUAAGAAGCACCCUUGGAAAUUUCGGUCACAUAACAUAUGGAUCAACAAUUUUGGGUAAACUUCAUUAUCCCAAAUCAAAUAGAAAAGGAUGCGAGGAGUUUACAAGUGAUAAUUUCUCAAAUGAUCCAUUAUUUGAUGAUGAUACUGACAUGUCUCCGAUUUUAUUGGUCGAUAGAGGAGAUUGCCCAUUUGUCGUCAAAGUGAGAAACAUUGAAAAAGCUGGAGUUAAAUUAGCCAUUAUUAUUGACAAUAGUGAAGAAGCUACUGAGAAUUUAAUUAUGGCUGAUGACGGCAGAGGUUAUAGUAUUGGAAUCCCUUCAUAUAUGAUAAGAAAGAGAGAAGGAAACAUUAUCAAGGAUUCUAUAAUUAACAACCCAGCCAAGAGUGUUUACAUUAAAGCUGAAAUUGAAAUCAAUCAUCCAGAUAAUAGAGUUGAGUAUGAAUUAUGGUACUCUUCUAUUCUUGACCUUGAUUAUAUGGAACUCAAAGAAAUCGCUCUUUACUAACAAGCUUUAGGUGAAAAUGCACUAUUUACUCCUAGAAUAUUGACCUACUCAUGCAAAUAAUGUACUAAUGAUGAAACAUUCAACUAAUGUCUUAAUGACGGAACAUAUUGUCCUUAUUUACCUAAGGAAAAACCAGGCAGAGUUAAGGUUGAUGUCCCAUAAUUUGAAUUACUGUAUGAAUCAAUAAGAGAGAGGUGUAUUUAUGAAGAGCUGGUUAAGGAAAAAAAUGUUAAUCAAAAUUUCACUAGAUGGUUCAAUUACGCCCUUAACUUCAUUGAUUAAUGUGUAACAGCAAAUAGAUUCGGUGAGAAAUGCUCAAAGGAAGUGAUGACUGAUCUUGGUUUUAAUUUCGAUGAUGUAAUGGCAUGUCUUGGACUUAAUUCAUUCCAUUUCGGUUCACCAGAGAAGCAAGGGAAAUUCAAUAAAUUAUUGCAAGCUGAUAGGGAAGAUGCCGCAAAUCUCGGAGUAAUUCUUCAUCCUUAGAUCUCAAUAAAUAAUAUGACAUACAGAGGUGAUUUCAAUGGCUAUGAUAUUUUCAGAGCAAUUUGCUCUGGAUUCAAGGAAUAACCAAGAGUCUGCAAAGGUGACAAUGUCUUUGAGUACUUGCAAGAUGCUGACUAACAAUUCAAUUUUACUCAUAGGAGAACACUCGCGAAAGUAUAUCACAUCGUUGGUGCAAUUAUUCUUGUGCUUGCAGUUAAUCUUUGUGCGCUCUACCUCUAUAGAAGAUAUACAAAGAGACAAAUGAAUGAGGAAUUAGCAGACAAAGUAAACAGUGCUGUAAGUCAGUAUUUCAAACUAUCAGGGCAAGACAAUACUAGAGAUUGA